AUGACACGAUGGCUGCAGCCAGCAUUCUGUGGUGGUCCACUACGUCAUAGCAGUGGUCAACAGACGGCUUUGCCUCAAGUUCUGACCCUUUCGUCUGACCGAGCUACCUGUCAGACUUUGGUGGAUGCUCUAAAGGACGAACUGAGAGCGACGGACCGCCCCAAGCGACUGGUGGUUAUCGUUAAUCCCAACAGCGGCAAGAAGCAGGCCGAAAAAGUUUUCAACAAAAAGAUUAAACCCAUCUUUCGCCUCUGUAACAUCGAGACUACAGUCUAUGUUACCAAGGCUCCUAAACAAGCUUACGAUUUACUGGACAAACUGGAUUUGAAGGGCGUCGACGGGAUCAUCACAGUGGGUGGUGAUGGAAUCUACUGUGAAGUGAUGAACGCCCUCAUUGUGCGCACGCAGAAAGAUCACGGAGUGAACGUUCACGAUCCCGACGCCCGCAUCGUCCCUUCCACAAUUCCUGUGGGCAUCAUCCCUGCAGGCACCGGCGACUGCGUGGCUCAGUACCUGCAUGGCACACGUGACGUCAUUACAGCAGCGCUGCAUAUAGUGCUGGGCAACACGACUCCGUCAAAUGCCGUCAGCGUGCAUCAAGGGGGCAAGCUGUCUGCUUACGCCGGCCUCGUUCUGGGCUUUGGGCUGCAAGGCGAUAUGAUGUACGACUGUGAGAAGUUUCGCUGGAUGGGCCAGAGCCGAUACAAUGUGGUUCCUAUUACUAACGUACUCAACCGUCGUACCUUUGAAAUCGAUGUGGAGUAUGUGGACAACGAUUCCGGAGAAACGAAGAAGAUCUCCGAUACUAUGUAUAGUGUUGACACCUACGUCAUCUCCAAGGCCGAACGGGGGGAUAAACUAGUUCCAAAGUUUGGAGACCUCGUCCUGUCCGCUUACACGACCAGUAAAUGCAACCUGGGAAAGCAUGUACAGCAGCUUUCAAAGCUACAGGACGGCACGGCAGGAUGCUUUGACUACGAUUUCGUAAAAGAAAUUCGAACACAAGGCUACAAAGUGCGCUUCCCCCGUGCUGCAGUGAUCUCCAAUAACGGUGGAAGUGACCCUGAAGGAUAAGUACUAUAUCAACUGUGACGGUGACGUUCUUCAGGUCGUCAAGCCAGAGUUUGAAGUCAGGCUACACAGCCAGGUCAUGCAGCUGUUCGGGGAAGCUGUAUGAAGCACGCUCCACACAACUGUCUGAGCGCAAAGAGGCAAACGUCCAGACAAUUUCUUGACCUACCUCAGCGUCAUCUGCAGGAUGGCGGCUUCCGAUCCACGAGUGAGUUCACACGCAGGUGUGAGGAGAGUUGACUGGAUCCGACGUCCCGUUUGGACCGCACCUAGAUUGUGCUUUUCCAGCUCGGCAUGACGUGCCACGAGAACGAGAGACGUCACAGCGCUGUAGAGCGGUGCUGUGACACUCACACGUUCCCGCGGCGUCAGAUAAACUGCACCAGGCAGUCUCAGCGACUGUUCAAGUUUGUGACUGCGACUGAAAACAAGUCCCUGGUGAUUGUUGUUAAACACUUGGCUGUAAGUAACAGCAACAACUGUAUGCAUGGCCGGUAUAUACGGCUGUGAUUUCGAAAGUAGGUAGAAUUGUUUCUACCAGAUGCUACCAUGUAUCGGCAGUCUCUCAGCUAGUAACAAGCUCUCUAUGUACAUAAACUGUCACGUUUUCCACUAUCUUCCUUGCAUAAUCAGCAACUGUUUUGCAGGCGAUGUAAAUAUACUAGGUCGGUGAGCGAGUAGUACGGGAUAUGAUAUAAUGAUUACGAGAUUGACGAUGAUAUCAGUUUGAAACAAUCACUAGUCAGCAUGACACCAAUGGAGUCAUUGCAUUAUCUUUACUCUUUCAUCCCAUGUCUGAAUGGAACUUCGGAUAGCGUGUCAUUAAUUAAAACAUUCUGAGCAUCUGUUUUGAUUGGAAUGUCGAAUGUCUAAUCAUCUCUCUGAAACAUCCAUUUUUUCUGAAAAACCUUAUGAAACCAAGCAAAUACGCUUUCAAAGCGAUUGUUAAAGUGGUGCAAUUUAAAAAUGUACAACGCCUGCCUUAUAUGUACAGAACCGUAAAUAAAAAUGUGAAUUUCA
This is a messenger RNA of Pomacea canaliculata, 2091 nucleotides long. Its product is annotated as ceramide kinase-like. Gene Ontology annotation, molecular function: kinase activity. The record is from RefSeq and is a predicted model, not a curated record. The transcript is spliced from 7 exons. Bases 1 to 1074 code for a protein of 357 amino acids. Lineage: Eukaryota; Metazoa; Mollusca; Gastropoda; Architaenioglossa; Ampullariidae.